Messenger RNA from Penicilliopsis zonata CBS 506.65, 2115 nucleotides. RefSeq lists its product as hypothetical. NCBI's taxonomy places the organism in Eukaryota, Fungi, Ascomycota, Eurotiomycetes, Eurotiales, Aspergillaceae. The coding region runs from base 1 to 2115 and encodes 704 amino acids. Gene Ontology annotation, molecular function: syntaxin binding. The record is from RefSeq and is a predicted model, not a curated record. The transcript is spliced from 4 exons. Gene Ontology annotation, cellular component: Golgi membrane; cytosol. Gene Ontology annotation, biological process: endoplasmic reticulum to Golgi vesicle-mediated transport; intracellular protein transport.
AUGGCGAACUCUAUGUCCCUCCGAGACCGUCAGAUCUUAUCCAUUCAGAAGAUCCUCAACCUGAACCAUGAUCCCCAGCCGGCCGAGGAAUCGCACCAAGACCCAUCCACUCAUGGCCUGAUCUCCCAUUCCACCCCGAUUCUAAACGAGGAUGGCGACCCGAUUUGGAAGGUGCUGGUAUUUGAUAACAUGGGGAGAGAUGUGAUUAGCAGCGUUCUGCGUGUCAAUGAUCUCCGUGCGUGGGGAGUUACCAUUCAUCUGAAUAUUAAUUCAACUCGCUAUCCGAUCCCCGAUGUGCCUGCCGUAUAUCUGGUGGAGCCAACUCCUGCGAAUCUCAAAUUGAUCACCAAUGAUCUAUCACACGGCCUCUAUUCGCCUGCCCAUGUCAACUUCCUGUCCUCGGUACCCCGCCCGCUCCUCGAAGAUUUCGCUUCUCAGAUAGCCUCGACAAACACGGCAGAACAUAUCGCGCAGGUCUUUGAUCAGUAUCUGAACUUCAUCGUGGCUGAGCCGGAUCUCUUCAGCUUAGGGCUUGGUAACGAUGCGUAUUGGAAGAUUAAUAGCGCGCAUACCAGUGAUGAAGACCUGGACGCUAUUGUGGAUAAGGUUGUGAGUGGUCUGUUCAGCGUGAGCGUCACUAUGGGCACGAUUCCUAUCAUCAGAUGCCCGAAAGGCGGCGCAGCAGAAUUGAUAGCGACAAAACUGGACAGAAAGCUACGCGACCAUAUCCUGAACUCGAAAGAUAACCUGUUCUCCAGCAACAAGAAGUCUACUCCCGGAGUUCCUGUAUCUCGCCCUGUUUUGAUUAUUGUUGAUCGCAACGUGGAUCUCGUUCCGAUGCUUUCGCAUUCAUGGACCUAUCAAUCACUCGUCCAAGAUGUUCUUCAGAUGCGCCUUAAUCGCAUUACAGUUGAGACGGCGGUGGAUGGGUCAAAUCCUGAAAGGGGCUCUACUAAAAGGUCAUAUGACCUGACUUCGAGUGACUUUUUUUGGAAGCGUAACGCUGGGGCUCCGUUCCCGCAAGUGGCAGAAGAUAUCGAUGCUGAGUUAACCCGUUACAAAGAAGAUGCAAACGAGAUCACCAAGAAGACUGGUGCCUCGUCGAUCGAAGACCUCCAAAAUGAUACAAGUGCCUCCGCACAGCACCUCAAAGCGGCCAUCACUCUACUUCCAGAGCUCCGGGAUCGCAAAGCAACUUUGGAUAUGCACAUGAAUAUCGCAACCGCUUUGUUAAAGGGCAUAAAAGAUCGACAACUCGACAACUUCUUUGAACUGGAGGAAAAUAUUACGAAGCAAACCAAGGCGCAAAUUUUGGAGCUUAUUAACGACUCAGCCAAGGGAAGUGAUGUAACGGACAAGCUACGUCUCUUCAUAAUCUGGUUCCUUAGCACUGAAGCCGAACUGUCUCGUGCAGAAAUGACACAAUUCGAAGAAGCGCUCACGCAGGCAGGGGUCCAGGAUGUUAGCUCUCUUGCAUAUGUUCGACGAGUCCGAGAAAUCACUCGCAUGACAAUGAUGACGACAGCAGCCGCAGCACCGCAGCAGCAAUCGUCGGAUUUAUUCCGCGGCUUCUCGUCGCUGUCCAACCGGCUCACUGACCGCAUCACCUCGGGAGCCCUGGGCGCCAAUUUUGACUCUCUCAUUGCUGGUGUCAAAAACUUCCUGCCCGCCAACAAGGAUCUCACCGUGACCAAGAUCACCGAGUCUAUCAUGGACCCUGCAUCCGCAUCUAGCUCCGCGAUUGCCAAGACCGAGAACUACCUCUAUUUUGAUCCCCGAAGUGCUAAUGCCCGCGGCGCGAUGCCCCCGGCGGCUGCAGCCCGCAAUCCACAGAUGCCCGGCGCUCUCGGGUCUUCCGGUCCAGGAACUGGAGCCAGUUUUGGCCAGCGUCGACAGGCAUUCAAUGAAGCUAUCGUCUUCACGGUUGGUGGUGGCAGCAUGGAUGAGUACGGAAAUUUGCAGGACUGGGUCCUGCGCACGAACGGCCAGGGCGGUGCGGAUGGUCGGCCUCUCAGUGGCAUUAACAGACGCAGAGUGGUCUAUGGCAGCACGGAGCUCAUGAACGCCAACGAGUUUCUUCAGGAUGCACUGGCCAAGCUAGGAAAGGAAAACUAA